Molecule: messenger RNA, 4754 nt
Organism: Gavia stellata (red-throated loon)
Lineage: Eukaryota; Metazoa; Chordata; Aves; Gaviiformes; Gaviidae
Gene: FMNL1
Product: formin like 1
Biological process (GO): regulation of cell shape; cortical actin cytoskeleton organization; cell migration
Cellular component (GO): cytosol
Molecular function (GO): small GTPase binding; actin filament binding
Source: RefSeq, a predicted model, not a curated record
AUGGGCAACGCGGCCGGGGGCAUGGAGGGGGGGGCGGCGGGGCGGGAGGGCCGUGAGGGCCGGUUCCCGGCGCCCCCCCCCCCCACCGCCGCCGCCGCCGCCCCGCCGCCCGCCCGGCAGCCCAUCCCCGCCGCCGCCGAGCUGGAGGAGCGCUUCGGCCGCGUCCUGAACUCCAUGAACCUGCCCCCGGACAAGAUGAACCUGCUUAACCAGUACGACGACGAGAAGAAGUGGGAGCUCAUCUGUGAUCAGGAGCGGUUCCAGGUGAAAAACCCACCGUCCGCCUACAUCCAGAAGCUGAAGAGCUACUUGGACACGGGUGGUGUAAGCAGGAAGUUCAAGAGGCAAGUGCAGGAGUCAACGCAGGUGCUCCGGGAGCUGGAGAUUUCCUUGAGGACCAACUACAUUGGCUGGGUCCAGGAGUUCCUCAACGAGGAGAACAAGGGGCUGGAUGUGCUGGUGGAGUAUCUCGCCUUCGCCCAGUGCUCCGUCACGUACGACAUGGAGAGCGCCGAGAAUGGCAGCCCGGGCUCCGACAAGGGCAAGGGCCUGGAGCGGUCGCUGGAGGACCUGAGCAAAAGCAACUCCUCGUCCCCCACCCAGGGCUCCUCCAAAGUGCGGCACCUCACCGUCAGGCUGAACCCCUCGCACAGCAGGAAGGCGCUGAGGAACUCCCGCCUCAUCAGCCAGAAGGACGACGUCCACGUCUGUAUCAUGUGUCUCCGCGCCAUCAUGAACUACCAGUCUGGCUUCAGCCUGGUGAUGAACCACCCAGCCUGUGUCAACGAGAUCACCCUGAGCCUCAACAACAAGAACGCCAGGACCAAGGCGCUGGUGCUGGAGCUGCUGGCUGCCGUCUGCCUGGUCCGAGGUGGCCACGACAUCAUCCUGGCCGCCUUCGACAACUUCAAGGAGGUCUGCGGGGAGAAGAACCGCUUCGAGAAGCUGAUGGAGUAUUUCCGAAACGAGGACACCAACAUCGACUUCAUGGUGGCCUGCAUGCAGUUCAUCAACAUCGUGGUGCACUCGGUGGAGAACAUGAACUUCCGCGUCUUCCUGCAGUACGAGUUCACCCACCUGGGGCUGGACCACUACCUGGAGAGCCUCCGUCUCACCGAGAGCGACAAGCUGCAGGUGCAGAUCCAAGCCUACCUGGACAACGUCUUCGACGUGGGGGCCAUGCUGGAGGACUCGGAGACGAAGACGGCCGUGCUGGAGCACAUGGAGGAGCUGCAGGAGCACGUCAACCAGUUGACGGAGAAGCUGCAGGAUGCGGAGAACGACUCCAUGGCCAAGAUAGCGGAGCUGGAGAAGCAGCUGAGCCAGGCGCGGCGGGAGCUGGAGGUGUUGCGGGAGCAGCUGAGCCCACCGCGGCCACCCAGCCCGCCGGCCCCGCAGCCCCAGGAGUGCUACCGGCUGGCGCUGGAGCGGCGGCUGGUGGAGCUGGAGGAGAAGGGGUUGGUGCAGAUCCUGCGUAGGCCCGACGGAGACGUCGCCAUCGAAAUUGUCCCCGUCGUCAUAGAAACCCCGGCAGCGCCCGUGGUUACGGGAGAGGCCACCGCCGCCACCACCACCACCGCCACCACUACCACCAGCAAUGCUCCGGCUCCGGCCCCAUCUCCCCCACCAGCACCCCCCGGCCCCCCGCCCCCCCCGCCUCCACCCCCCCCGCCACUGCCGGGGGCUGAGCCCGGCCCCCCGCUGCCCCCCGCACCCCCACUGCCCGCAGGCACCGGCCCCCCCCCAGCCCCUCCUCUCCCGGGUGACCAAGCGCCACCCCCCCCCCCACUGCCCCCGGGGGGGCUGGAGGGCCCCGUCCCUCCCCCUCCACCACCCCCCCCCCUCGGCGGGGAGCUCCCAGCCGCACCGGGUGACCCCCACGCCGCUGGCGGUUCAGUGAAGGUGAAGAAGCCGAUCCAGACCAAGUUUCGCAUGCCCGUCUUCAACUGGGUGGCACUGAAGCCGAGCCAGAUCGAUGGCACCGUCUUCACCGAGCUCAACGACGAGAAGGUGCUGCAGGAGCUGGACAUGAGUGACUUUGAGGAGCAGUUCAAGACCAAGGCGCAGGGCCCCGCCUUGGAUAUCAAUGCCCUCAAGGUGAAGGCCACGCAGAAGGCUCCCAGCAAGGUCACCCUCAUGGAGUCCAACCGAGCCAAGAACCUGGCCAUCACCCUCCGCAAGGGCGGCCGCAGCAUCCAGGACAUCUGCACGGCCAUCGAGACGUACAACCAGCAAGCCCUGAGCCUUGACUUUCUGGAGCUGCUGCUGCGCUUCCUUCCCACCGAGUAUGAGCGGACGCUCAUCGGGAAGUUCGAGCGGGAGCAGAAGCCGCCGGAGGAGCUCUCGGACGAGGACCAGUUUAUGAUCCGCUUCAGCAAGAUCCCGCGCCUGGCCGAGCACAUGAAUGUCAUGAUCUUCCUGGGCAACUUCAACGACACGGCCCAGCUGCUCAUGCCGCAACUCAACGCCAUCAUCGCCGCCUCCAUGUCCCUCAAGUCCUCCAGCAAACUGCGCAACAUCCUCGAGAUCGUCCUGGCCUUUGGGAACUAUAUGAACAGCAGCAAGCGCGGGGCAGCCUACGGCUUCCGGCUGCAGAGCCUCGACGCGCUCCUGGAGAUGAAGUCAACGGACCGCAAGCAAACGCUGCUGCAUUACCUGGUGCGGGUGAUCACGGAGAAGUACCCUGAGCUGACCGGCUUCCACACCGAGCUGCACUUCCUCGACAAGGCGGGCACAGUCUCCCUGGACAGCGUGUUGCAGGACGUGCGGAGCCUGCAGCAGGGGAUGGAGCUGACCCGCAAGGAGUUCAUGCGGCAGGACGACAGCCCCGUGCUCAAGGACUUCCUCAAGGUCAAUUCGGAGGUGAUGGAGAAGCUGCAGGCUGACAGCAAAACCGCCAAGGAGGCAUACGAGUCGGCUGUGGAGUACUUCGGGGAGAAUCCCAAGACCAGUCCCCCCACCACCUUCUUCCCCAUGUUCAUGCGCUUCAUCAGGGCCUACAAGAAAGCAGAGCAGGACAUCGAGCUGUGGAAGAAACAAGAGGCCGCGGCCAAAGAGGCAGAAUCCGGCUCCCCAAGCAGCGAGGACCAGCCCGAGCCGCAGUUGCCCAUCCAGAAAGCCAAGCGGCAGCAGAUGGACAUGAUCGCAGAGCUGAAGAAGAAGCAGAUGGUGAAGGAGCCGCUCCUCUACAAAGGAAAAGACAGGACCAUCGAGGAUAUUAUUACAGAUCUGCGGAACAACCCUUACCGACGCGCAAACAAGGGCCACGGCAGCACCAAGAAACGGGCUGCAGGGCAGAGCCUGCAGGCGACGCCGGACAUCUCGCUGUGACCGGCGCCCGUCCCUGCAGCUGCCGGAUGGGACCGCACGACAUCAACGAUGCGGGGCGGAGGGACAGUGCCUGCUCCUAGCUGCUCCAGCCGCUUAGCGUGCCAACUGCCACCCUGCAUGCCCUUGGGUCCGGCGCAGGGAUCCCCCGGCGCUUGCUUAGCGAUGCCUCUGAGCUCCUCUCCUCCAGGCUGGCAGGGCUGGGGGACCCUCCUGGGUAUGGGCAGGGAGGGGGGAGCACAGAAAGGGCCCCAAUUUGUCCUGGAAGGAAAAGAGGGGCUGCCCCAUCCCCACCCCAGAGCUGCUCCGUUGCACGCCUGUCUCAGGGUCAGCCCUGCGCGCUGGUGUGCCCCACUCUUCAGCUUGCUGGUGCCUUUGAUUUCCCGCUGCAGGAGGGGAGGAGGGUUGUAAGCCAGGGACGCAGCCGUCCCUGCAUGUCUCCCCCAGCCCUUUGAGACCCGUGUUCGCUUCCGCUGCAGAGCUGAGCAGGCACGGUCUGCGCCUCCUCUCCAGCAAGGAGCCUGCUGCAAAGAUCCCACCCUGGGCACUUCCCGUACCCCAGGAGCUGGCAGGGGUGCUAUUUUACAGUGAUUUUAUACGUCUUCCUUAAAAUUUCUCUGUGUUACGGGAGCAGGGACUGGAACACCCAUAUACAGGAUCCUAAGGCUGUGGUGAGCAGCACUGAGCUGGUCCUCGCCACAGGAGAGACUCCGUAGCUCUGAUAAUCAGCAGCAGGGUCAAGGGGUUACUGUCCUCACGUCUCUGCGAGGUGGUACCUAGCUCUGCCCACCCGCAGCCCCGGCAUCCGCCUCCGCUGUUGGGGCUGGAGCCUCUGGGAGACAGCAGUGACCAUCAGCCCUCGGGGAGCGCGAGGCUGCUCCCCGUUAGCCAGCCGUUGCAGGACGCAACAUGCAGUAGGUGCUCGGCAGCCUCCAGCCCCUGCAGCAAACACCGCGAUUCCAAACCGCUGCAGGGUCCCUGCUGAAAUCACGCAGCAGGAAGAGGCCAGAGAGCUGCACAAGCCUCCAAAUAACGCACUGGACUCGAUUCCUCCCCUGCCCCGCUGCUGAUGAGUAAAGCCGAACCAUGCACUGUCGCAAUUAACCUGUUAGCGCAUUUGCUUCGUUAAACGGCCCCUGCUCGCCCUGCCGCGAGGACGCGUGGCUGCCGUGUACAUUCUCGCUAGCCCCAGCUUUUGGACCAGGGUCAGUCCUCGCCAUAAGCCAGAGCAGCGACUGCUUCCUGCUGUAAUUAAGACGCCAAGUGCCAACGGGCUCAGUAUCGCACACAAGCUCAAAGGGGAGGGAAGGGAAAUGAAUGUGUAACUUAUAAAUGCCUUUAAGCCAGAAAUGUAAAACAUUAACUGCUAAUUUGUAUACAUUAUUUUUAUAUACUGAAGGCCUGUUUAAUCUAAAGCAGAACUGGUA